Mesorhabditis belari is the source of this 10149-nucleotide messenger RNA. The record is from the annotation of a GenBank genome assembly. NCBI's taxonomy places the organism in Eukaryota, Metazoa, Nematoda, Chromadorea, Rhabditida, Rhabditidae.
AUGGAAAUGAGAAGCGGAAAUCAUCAUGACGAGGAUGAGGAACAUCAUUUGAAUGGAGGAAAUGGAGAACAUCAAGAAACACUGCACUCACAUCCAUCAACCACCCAACUACAACAUCAGAUACACGAAGCCGAAUUCCGAUUGUCUUCGAUGAGAGACGAAUUCGAUCAUCAACUCGCAUCGGCUCGACUGGAAACAGAGAAUGCGACAAGAAAUGCUCAAUAUUUGCGUGACACGGUCGACCGCUUAGAGGGAGAAAUGAGAAAUUUGAGAGAAAGGGAACGACAAUCGACUUCGAGGAGUUUCAUGGAAGAAUUCAAUCCACAACAGACUGUCUUACAAGCAGAUUUGCUUAGUCAACAAGAGCUUGAAGCACUUCGAGAGAGAGCUGGCGAGCUGGAGACGGCUUUGAGGACAGCGCAACGAGUCAGAGAGGAGCUGGCUGAUCAGUUGAAUCACAUUGGUGCGGAGAACUUCGAGCUCCGAGAACGGAUCUCCGUUCUGCAGCGGGACACUGAAGAGCUCACUCAGCUACGUCUCACCAAUCGACAACUAUAUGAAGCUCUAAAUCAAUUGCCACCCCAAGAAAAUGAGAGAUUUGUCGAAGAGAUUCAACGAUUGAAGGCCGAGCUGGAAGCGCUCGCCCCGAGACAUCACGAGAUUUGUCGACAACUUGCUGACGCACAUCAACAGGUCGCCACUUGGCAAUACCGAUCCGAACAAGCCGAAAAUCAGCUGUUAAUGUCUCAAGGAUCAAGUGUCGAAUUAGUAGAACCACUCCAACAAAGCAAUCAGAAUUAUGAAGAAGUGAAUCAACUUCGGAAAGAAGUCAACAGCUUGAAGGAUGAACUUGAUCAUGCUCGUUUGAGUCUCGCCGAAACGAGAGAAGUCCAAAAAGAAGUCGAAUUGUUGAAAGCUGAGUUGGAAGAAGAGCGAAAACAAACAGAAGCCAAAUGGGAUGAGGUUUGCGAGAAAUUGAUCAAAGGAGCCGAGAGACCGCAACAAGAAAGCCCGGCUGGAAAAGCUUCUCGAAAAGCGUCGUUGGAUGAGAUGCACUGCUAUUUGGACGCCUACGCUGAGAAGUGUAAACGUCUAGAGGAAGAGCUGAAGGAAACGAAAGGGAAAAUUGAGCAUGGAUCCUCAUCAUAUGAAAGCUCUCGAAAUGCGAGUCCAGAAUUGGAAGCAGAGCUCGCGGUUUGUCAACAAAGAAUCGCUGAUCUCGAGAAACGAUUGGAAGAUAAAUCGGCAAGAAUUGCACAGAUUGAACAGGAUCUUCAGGCUGCGUAUGAGAAAAUCGAGACGGAUAAAUUGGAGAAGAAAAAGCUGAAAACGGCCGUGAAACAGUUGAGAGAUAAACAAGGGACGACUGUUGAGAAAAUUACCGCCGCCCAAGUUGAGCCAACCAUUACGAUCUCUCAAGUCCAGCAGAGCUCAUCUCAUUCGGUCAAUGAGUUGCCAGUGGAGCAAAAUCUCCAGGAGCUCGAAAACCGGUUGCAAAAAGCCGAAUUGGAAAGCUUUGAAAACCAUCGUUUAUUGGAAGAUGUGAGGGCUGAAUUGCAUCGAACACGGACAAUUGCACAGCAAAAAGAAUGGGAGUUUGAGGAGAAAAUUGAGCAACUUGAACAGGAAAAGAAAUGCGAGAGCGAGCAAAAGGCGAGCGUUGAGGCGCAAGAACAAGAUCUCCGCAUUCGAUCACAACAAACGAUACAGGAUCUCGAGACUAAAGUGUAUGGUCUACAAGAAGAACUCUAUGGACAAAGUCAAGCCGAAAGCAUGCACGAGAUUGAGAGUCGAGAAAAGAGAAUCACGAUGGAACAUCAAAUACAGGAUCUACAAAAUCGAUUGCAAUUCGUUGAAGAAGCCAAAGUGAAAGCGGAAAGAGAUGUGAACAGACUGAGUGCUGAAUUGGAGACAUUAAGGGAGGGAAAUGAAGAGAAAGAAAGGACAUUCCAAGAACAGAUCUCGAUCAUGGAAGAACAACAGAUCGAGCUGAGUUUCCGAGCGGAAAACGCCGAGGAAUCAUUCAAUUUGAGCGAUCUUCACGAAACGGCAAAAGCUCUGCAAUCAAAAGUUGAUGAAUUGAGAGCCGAACUGGCGAUCGCUUUGACGAAUCUCGAAGCGCAACAAGAGGAAAAUCAAAGAAUCCGAGAAAAUGGCGGUGAUCCGGAAUUGAUUGAAAGAUUGCAACAAGAGAUUCGAUCGCUCACUUUCACUCUACAGAAGAAAGAUUAUGAGCUCACAAGUGUUCAAGAUCGGCUCACAAUCGCCGAACAACAGGCAAUUGUGAAUGAAGUUGUCAUUGAAACGACGAACAAUGGAGAGGAAAUCGAGCACGAAUCACUUCUCCGUGCGACAGCCGCCACUUCGAAUGCAGUGAAUAGCCUAUUGACGACAGCGCCUCGAUCACCGUUGAAUACUCAAGAGAAUGCUCAAAUCGAUUCACAGGCUCAACAUCACUUCCCUUUGGUUCAUCACGUUGCGCAAAUGGAUCAGCAGAACUAUUGGACUCAACAACAACAGCAACAACCAAAUCACCAACCGGGCUUUGUCUCCUCUGAUUGGCCACAAGCUCAACAACAGCAAUAUUAUGCUUAUCAAAGUCAUUCACCUCAACAGCACCAUCAUUCGCAAUUCCCAUCAGUGCACCAACAAGAGCAUCAGUAUUAUAAUCACGGUCAACCCCCACAAAUCCUUCAAGUCGAUCCAGAGAAUCAAGAAACGCCCGUUUUGGCGUCAACUCCUGUCCCAACACCGCGAGAUAACGCAGAGAAAUCGAAUUUUCAAUCAUCGCCUUCUUUCUCUGUCCCGGUUCCCCAGCUGAACACCAACACCGAAAAGGAUCUCUUUGCUGAGAAUCAGUUGCUGAGAGAAUGCGUGAAUGAAACCAGUCGAAUGCAUGACUCACUCGGUACCGAUGUGGAACGAUUGCAAGAAUUGAGAGCCGAACUCGAGACAGCUAUUGAGGCAUUACAGGCAGAGAUUUGGUCAUUGAAUGGACAAUUGAAAGCGUCAGUGUUGGAUCGAGAGAAUUUAUCGGAUCGAGUAGCCGAUCUUGACUCGCAAUUGAUUGUUGAGAAAAGGAGAGCCGAUCAAAUUGAUCAAGAAUUGUCAGAACAGGUUGAACUCACGGAAAAAGCUCAACGACAAGCGGCCGAAUCGGAAAAUGAAAGCAAUCGGCGAUUGGCUGAAUGUCUGGAAAUGGAGAAUAGAAGAGAAGAACUUGAGAAAUCGUAUGCCCAACUGAUGGAGUAUUACACUCAAUUGCAUGCCUCCUAUAAUGCUCUAUACACGUCAGUGAAUUCUGCGAAACAAGAUGGUGCAACAGAGACCGAUCUCUCGACAUCCGAUGUGACAAGGGGACAGGAAGCUUUACGACUUUAUGGGGAAUACCGUCACCAGUUCACACUCAUUCGCGAGCAAACCACCUCAUUGCGUGAAGCGUUUCGUGAUUUCGCUCAGGACCUAACCCGAACGGAUUUAACAAGUUUGGAGUCAUCAAUUGGCACCGAACUCGCGAGAAUCGAGACCGCUUCGAGGAGAGUAAAUGAGAUUCGACAAAAUCUCGCGAAUCCCGGAACAUCUCAUCGUGAUGAGGAAAUUGGGGAAGUGAUCGACUCACUUAUUCAGGACUGUGGCUUGGAAAUCUCUCUCGAGGCCGAUUUGAUCGCAAAAGUCGACGAAGUGGCCACUCUUCUCCAAUCGAAAAUUCGGGAAAUCGAAGAAACGAGAAAGGCGGUUCUCCAACAGCAACGAAUCUGUUCGGCGUUAGAGGAUCGAUUGUCGAAAGCCGAAGAAAACUCGGGACCAGAUGGCGACACGCGACAAGAACUCGCUGUCACACAAAUGAUGCUUCGGCAGAAAAACUAUGAAAUCUCCGAACUUCAAGCGCGAGUUGAAGAGUUGAAAGAGGCGGUUACCGAGUUAAGCACUUCUCGCGAAAAUGAACAGGCCGCUCGUCUCGCGACACGACAAGCCGACGUGGAUUCGCUGUUUCGGGCAAAUGCCGAUUUGGCGCAUACGAAUGUGAGAUUACAAAAUGAGAUGGAUGAAAGGAGGGAAAUUCGCGGAGAUCGGGAUGAGCAACAGGACGAAAUUGAGCGGUUACGUGAAGUGGAAACGACGUUGAAUACCCAAUUGGCGGCACUCGAUCGGCAGAUUCUUGAUGAUCGACGAAAAGUUGCGGAUUUAGAGAGACAGCUGGAAGAAGCUAGGAAUCGGGCCUCAAUCUUCGAGACUCAACUCCACACGCAGCAAGAACUUCUCAACAAUCAACAAUCACCACCAGUUGAUGAAGAAAUGAUUGAUGAGUUGGCUCGACUUCGUGACGUCGAAAAGUUACUCAAUCAGACAAUCAACGGCUUUGAGGAGAAAUUGAUGGAAGCCGAGGAGAGGAUUCAUGAGUUGGAGAUUGAAAUUGAUGAGGCAAAGGAGAAGCAAGGAAGCACUCAAGUGACGAAAAGAGAUUCGAAUGAGGGUUGGGGUUGGGGUGAUGAAGAAGAGGUGAACGUUGAGAGAAAAGAGAUGCCAACUCUUGAGCAAACCCCGAACCAAUCGGAAACUCUCCAAAACGAGCUGAAAGAAGCAGAGAAGAAACGCUCAGAAGCUGAAGAAAAAGCAGAAUGGAUGGAGAAGGAAAUGGAGGAAAUGAGAGGAGAAUAUGAUGGAUUGGUUGAGACAAUCACACAAUUGAGAGUAGAACAAAUGGAAUGGAGAAAGAAGAUUGAGGAAAUGGAGAAUGAAUUGACGAGGGAUAGGUUGGAGAAGGAAGAGUUGCAGAGACGAUUGGAAGAGGGAGAACAACAGAAAGAAGAAGAUGGUUGGGGUGAAUCGUGGAAAGAGGAAAAACAAGACGAUCAACUAGCUGAAUCACUUGCAGUUGAGAAGAAACAACGAGCUGAUGCGGAAGAACAGAAAGAACUUCUCAAGGCAAAAGUUCAGUCACUUCUUGAAAAAAUCGAUUGCCUUGAGAAUGAGUUCAUGGAGAAAAUCGAGGAGAAAGAUUCGAUCGAGAACGAGUUGAGGGAAAAGAUUGAGACCGUGGAAAAAGAAAAAAUGGAGCUGGAGAUGAAAAUGGAUGAAGGAAAAGGCGAUGCGGGUUGGGGAGAUGAUGAAUGGAAAGAGAAUAAUGAGAACGAUGAAAAUGGAGAGAAAAUGGCUGAGGCUGAGACACAAAUUUUGACGCUUCGUGCUGAAUUGGAUGCGAAAGAGGAAUCUCUUGCUGAUACGAAGAAAAAAGCCGAGAUCCUUCAAUCACAACUUGAUCAAGUCGAAAGAGAAAGACAACAACUUGCAGAGCAUUUGCAACAGUUUGAGAAUCAAAAGACCGACGAUGGCUGGGGGGAAGAAUGGAAUGCGGGAAAUGAAAUCACAACAAACGCUCAACUCAUCGAUGAAAAAGAGCAGCUACAGAAAGAGAUUGGAAAACUUGAGAAAGAGAUUGAGACUUUGUCGAAAAAAUUGGAUGAGACUGAGGGGAAUUAUGAGGAGAUUUUGGAAGAAUUGAGAGUGGAAGUGACGGUGUUACGAGAGAAAUUAGAACAAUCGAAUAAUGAGAUCGGAGCGUUGAGAGAACAGUUGGAGAGGAGUGAACCGGAGAUGGCAAAAGAUGAAAGGAAUGAAGAAUGGGGAUGGGGAGAUGAUGAGAAUGGGCCAACACAGACAAACGCCCAAAUCACAACACUCGAGGCUCGUCUCGAAGAACUCUCACUGAAAUUGACGAUAGCCGAACGACAGAUCGAAGAGAAAGAGAUGAGAUUUGGUGAAAUGAAAGAAGACAAUGAACAGAUGGAAAUUGAGAUGAAUGAACUGAGAACGACAAUUGAAAGAAUUUCACGAGAGCUCGCCGAGAAAAUGGCUCAAUUGGAACAAGUUGACGGAGUGCAAUCAGAAAUGGAUAAUUUGAGAGAAGAAUUGAAUCGAUUGAAAGUUGAGAGAAAGGAAAUGGAAAAGAAUUUGGAAAUGCUCGAAGCACAGAAGAAACCACAAGAAGAAGAAGAAUGGGGAUGGGGAGACAAAGAAGAGAACGGGCAAGGAGUGAAUGCCGAGUUGCAGACGAAAAUCGAAGAACUCAAAGCAGAAGUUGAGAUCGCGUCGAGAUCGAUUGAGAACCUGAAACUCGAGAUUCAUCAAAAGGAGACCGAUGCGGUUGAAGCUUUGGAGUUGCAAGAAACUCUGCAAGGAGAAGUGAACGAAUUGUUGCAUCAAUUGCAAGAGACAAAACAAGAGUUGGGGAAGGAGAAAAACGAGAGAAAUGAACUUCAACAAUGUCUUGAACAUUCAAAGCAACAAGAAGACCGAUUAGCGAAAGAGUUGACUGAACAAGCUGAACAAAGUGAGAGAAAUGAGAUUGGAGAAAUGGAAGAACUUCGCUCACAACUGAAAGCAGCUCACAAGAAAUGUUCGCUGUUGAUGGACAGUGAGAGUCGAUUGUUGGAACAAGUGGACGAGUAUGGAGCACAAGCCGAUCUACAAAGAGAAGAAGCCGAACGUUUACAAAAAGUGAUCAACCAGCUGGAAGCCCAGAUAUUAGAUCAAGAAGAGUCAAGGGAGAAGAUCAAAGAAAUGGAGAAGAAAUUGGAAGAACAAAAUGAUCGAUCGGUUGAAUCAUCUGCUGCACAAGAACAAGCAAAAGAAUUAGAGGAAUUGAAGAAGAAGUUGCAGAAAAAGGAGGAGAAGAUUGAGGUGUUGAUCGUUGGGAAACAAGAAACGGAGAAACGGAUGGGAGAAGCACAAAAGAGAUUGCAAGCUGUGGAACAGGAAAGAGAUACGGCUAAACGUCUUUAUGAUGAACUCCGGGCAAAGCUUUUGGCGGCAAAAAGAAAAGCUGCGGCAACGAAGACAUCUCAAUCCUCAAGACGAUCAUCGAUUGCAUCAACGAGUGCCCCAUUGGAGCACGAGAUUCCGGAAGAACCGACUUUUGUGGCUCAACUCACCCAACAUUCACCACGAUUCGACUCUUCCGUAGACUCAACAACGAGUCAGUAUCCAUUGGAUGGGGCAUUGGGCGAGUUGGCCGUGAAAUUCGAGGCGUUUUUGGAGGAAUUGGGAGAGAUUUUCAACGUACAUCAUGAAUAUAUCGAUGAGAUUCGAACGACUUUCAAGACACUAACUGAAAAGAAAACGACGGAAUCAAGUGGAAAUGGAGAUGAAAUACUCGAGAGAAUGAUAGAAAGACAAAAUUUGAUUGAUGAAUUGGGAAAUGAGGUUGAUCGAUUGAGAGAUGAAUUGAAAGAGAAAGAGAUCGAAAAUCUCGAGUUUCGGGCACAAACCCAAAAUCUUGAUUCUCUGAUAAAACGAGAAAAGGAAAAAUAUACACAACUGGAAGAAAUAUUGAAUGGGAAAGAAAACGAGUUUCGCGAAGAGACAACAAGGAUUCAUGGUGAACUUCAAGAAAAAAUGGAAGAGCUGAAAGAUUUGCAGAAGCUUUUUGAAGAGACAAGGGAUCUCCAAAGAAUCUUGGAAAAUGAGCGAGAAGAAUUGAAAGAUGAAAGAGAUGCGCUUGUAGUAAAGAAUACGGAACUUCAAUUGGAAAAUGGGCAGCUUUACAAAGAAAGUGAAAAGAAACUUCAAGCAGAAAAGGUGAAUUUCGAAAGGGAUUUGCAAGAAAAAACUGUCGAAAUGGAGCGUUUGGGAGAGCUUCUUGAAGAGGCAAAAGCUCAGCAAAAGACUUUGGAAGAUGAGAAGGAUUCUAUGAGAGAAGAAAUUGAAACAAUCACAAUACGCGUUAGUGAAAUCGAUGCAAAAAACGAGAGGUUACGAGAAAAAUUGGAGAAUUCAGAGAAAAGAGCCACUGAAGAAGAGGAUCUUGCAGAAGUGACCCAGAAAAUCCAACAAGAAUUGGUGGAAGCUGGCGAAAAAGCUCAACGGAUUGAGGAAGAAAAUAUGCAACUGAAGGAUUUACUUCAAAGUGUUAAAGACGAAGAGGCGAGUCAAGGAGAAGAGAUGAAGGAAAAAGAGAGACGCUUGAAAGAAGAGAUGGAAAAGAUCCAGGAUGAGUCGAAUCGGAUUAUUCAAGAUCAGAAAGACGAGAUCGAUGAGUUGAAGCUAAAUCUGGAACGAUCGAGAACCGCACUUGCUUGUCAAGAGAAUAAAAUUUCUCAACACAAAACCGAAUCAGAGGAAAAAGACCAAAAGAAUCAAACCCUGCAAAAUCAGUUGAGCGUCAUUAGGGAAGAGUUGGAAAUGGAAAGACAACGAGUGACAACAAACGAACGAUCUGAGAAUGAAGAAGCGAGAAUUGAAGAACUUCAAGAGAAACUUCACCAAGCUGAACAAAUCAAUGAGACACUUGAGACAAGAAUCUCUGGCCUAGAGACGAUAAACUCUUCAGAAAUCAAGCAAAAAGAGAUUCAACUUCAAGAUCUUCAGUCACAAUUCGAUGAAUCUCUAUCAAAAAUCGCUUUUCUGGAGGCGUCUCUUGAAAGUAUUUCAGUAGAAUCGGAAGCCCUUCGUUCAUCGAGUGAUUUGACUGGGCCUCAAAUUUCUGCACUAACAUUCGAAAAUGAGACUCUCAAAAAAGAUUCCGAAGAAAACAAGGAAAAACUGAAAAGGAUUGAGGCAAAGAUUGGCGAUCUUCAAUCAAAACAUUUGCAAUCAGAAAAAGAAAAAGAUGAAGAGAUUGCGAAAUUGGGAAAAGAGAUUGAAGAAAGGAAAGAAGAAACGAGAAAUCAAAGGGAACAGAUUGUAACUUUAUCGGAAGAUUUCGCGAGAAUUCAGUCGGAUUUACGGGAAAAAGUUGCUCAAGUUUUGAUUCUUGAGUCGACGGCUCGAGAGGGUGAAGGGGAGAUCGAAAAGCUUCAAGUACAGAUUUCCUAUCUAUUAUCCGAACGAGAAAUGCUCACUACCGAGUUGGAAACAUCGACAAUUUCUCUUCAACAACAACAGAAAGCCGAAGAAGCGCACGGCGAACAGAUUGAGCUUCUGAACAACGAGAUUCAAGACUUGCAACAAAAGCUGUCGGAGCAAACCAUGGAACUGGUCGAGUCUGGCAGAGCGAAACAAGAGAUUUCUCUUCCAUUGGGUGGCGCCGCCAACGAAGAAGUGCAAGACUUGAGAAGUGAUUGUGUUCGCCUCGAGUCACAACUGAGAACGGCUCACGAUCGGAUUCUUGAUCUACAGAAAGAGAUCUUUUCUCAACAACAACGAGUGGAAUGUCGUGAUCGAAAUAUUGUCGAUUUGCGAAAUGAGCUCUCCUCUUUCCGACAACAGCUUCAGCAUUUGCAGUUCGAGAACGAACAGUUGAGACGCUCGAUGUCAAAUCGAGACCCAGCCGAGCGAAUCAUUGCUAUGGAACGUGAAGUAACUGAAAUAAAGACUCGACUGCAGAAUCGAAAUGAUGCUUUAAUGGAGGACUUGCGCACAACGGAGCAACAACUUGAGAUCAAGUCGCAACGUGAACAAGAGGCGUUGAAAAACGCAGAGAAAAUCGCCGAAGUGGCAGAAGAGUGGCAAUUGAAAUGCGAAACGGCUAUGCAAGAGAUGGAAGCGUUGAGGAGAUGCGCGGAGGAGACGGCUCGAUUGGGGAAUGCUCUCGAGAGGAGUCGAUCCGAUCAAAUGGAUUUGGUGCGACAAUUGGAGGAAUCCGAACAAACGGCGAAACGAGCUCAGCAGGAAAAAGACGCUUUACAUGCACAAUUAACAAUUGUCUCGCAACAACUCGACGAUCGAACGGAAAGACUCCGAAAAGCCGCCGAGACAAAAAUGCAUAAUGUGUUACGCUUGGUUGAAUUGGAGUCCCGUUUGAAUGCAUCUCGUUUGACAGUGGCUGAGCAAAGGCGAUGUCAGAACACGCCUCUCGAGGGCGAACCAGAUUCAUCGGUGGAGAUUGGAGAAAAUGAUUCACCACAGCCGAGCAGGGAGGAGCUGAUAGAACGACUGACGGCGGCUGAGGCGCGGAUUAGAGAGCUGGAAAACCCGGAGAUUAUCUCAAGUAAUCCCGAUGAUGAAGCGAUAGAAGACGAUCAUGAAAUCGAAUUUCUCUCUGCAAGUUUAUUGGAUCGAUCGCUUGAAGAUGGGAAUUUGGUUGACGGAAUCGAGACACAUUUGGAGAGGGAAAGUGAAUCGGGAGAAACCCAGUCUCAACUCGACCAAAACGACGAAAUCGACAACGACCAAGAAUUUUUGAGACCACAACAAGUUCGAGACUUCAAU